This is a messenger RNA of Talaromyces atroroseus, 330 nucleotides long. RefSeq lists its product as hypothetical. The transcript has 4 exons. The record is from RefSeq and is a predicted model, not a curated record. Gene Ontology annotation, cellular component: mitochondrion. The coding region runs from base 1 to 330 and encodes 109 amino acids. NCBI's taxonomy places the organism in Eukaryota, Fungi, Ascomycota, Eurotiomycetes, Eurotiales, Trichocomaceae.
AUGGUCUUGGCAACGAACCUCCCUCAUCAUCGGCAACCGCAAGCCUUCAAUUCAACACCACAACUCGCAUUUAAUCCAGCCAUUCUGCCCAUUGCCGUCGUCACAAUGGCUGGCCCAAGCAAAUCUCUCGUCCUCGAUCCUGCUCUGCAGAAGUACUACGAACUCAACGCAAAUCGCUACAAAUACUUCCGCUGGACACCGCGAAAUGCAUGGCUGACUUUGCUCUACGUUGGCAUUGUGCCGAGUAUCGUUGGCUACAUCGCAAUCAAGACGGAGGGAAAAUAUGAUCUCAGAGGAAAGAGGCGAGGCGACACCAUUGUUGAAUUUUAG